AUGAGUUGGAUGAACAAAGUAAAACGUGUGGUUUUCUCUUCUCGUUUAAUAUACAACACUGUUUUAGGUACAAGAUAUUUGAAAUAUUGGAAAUUUCGACAGGUUGUACCAAGGUUGCAAAGGUUUGCUCGGCAUUUUUUAACCCCAGUACCUCCACUAUUGGCUUUGUCUUUAUUUGGCUGGAAAAGUGAAGAUAAGAUGGAGGCAACAAAUUUGGAAUCUGGCCAUAUUGAGGAGGAGGCUAUAAAACAUGCUGAUAAGCUAUACCAAUCAAAAGAAGAUAAAGAAAGCAAUGAAGUUGAAGUUGUAAAAAAUCUAUUCGCCUACCUUUCCCAGUAUAAAGAUUGUAGUAAUGCUGGGUUAUUGUGGAGAUUAGCAAGAGCUGCUCGAGAUCUUGCCACUCUUUCUGUCACUGAUGAAACAAGUAAAAAAUCUUUAACUUAUGAGGCACAUGAGUAUGCAAAGCGGGCGUUGGCCUGUGAUGAAGAAAACUUCGCUUGUCAUAAGUGGUAUGCCAUCACACUGAGCAGAAUAGGAGAUUAUGAGGGAACAAAACAGAAAAUCUCAAAUGCUUAUAUAAUUCAAAAUCAUUUCAAGAGAGCAAUUGAGCUUAAUCCCUUAGAUCCAACAUGUUAUCAUUUGCUUGGAAGAUGGUGUUUUACUGUUGCUGAUGUUCCCUGGUAUCAAAGAAAAAUUGCUAGUGCUAUAUUUGAUACACCACCUUCAUCGUCAUACGAGGAGGCUCUUGAUUAUUUUGAGCGAGCAGAGCGUCUUGAGCCAAAUUUUUACACCAUGAAUCAACUGAUGAUUGUAAAAUGCUAUCUUCGUCUAAAUAAGAAAACAGAAGCUCGAUCAUGGUUGGAAAAGCUUCUUAUAUUUAAUCCAAAGACGGAAGAAGAUACAAAAACGGUUGAAGAAGCAAAAGAACUGCGCAAGAGUUGUUGAAAACAUUGAUUCAUUUACUGUACAAAUUUUUGUACCUAUACUGACAUUGGCUAGUUUUUCGAACUAUUAUUACUAACUAUUACUGCUAACUAUGGCUCAAUUUAUGAAAAUUAAAUUCAUGUUUUGCCAAAAAUAGACUCCUGCAAUUUGUAACAAAACCUAGUCACUGAUAUUAAAGAUAGCUUGUUGU
Messenger RNA from Dendronephthya gigantea, 1135 nucleotides. RefSeq names its product regulator of microtubule dynamics protein 1-like. Lineage: Eukaryota; Metazoa; Cnidaria; Anthozoa; Malacalcyonacea; Nephtheidae. The transcript has 2 exons. Gene Ontology annotation, molecular function: microtubule binding. The record is from RefSeq and is a predicted model, not a curated record. Bases 1 to 945 code for a protein of 314 amino acids. Gene Ontology annotation, cellular component: cytoplasm; mitotic spindle pole; spindle microtubule.